GGACUAACUCUAUGUAUUCCUCUUCGUAUAGAUCCACCCUAAGACUCAUCUUGCGGGAGAGCUCUUGCUCGUCUUUCAGGCAGACAAAGGUGACGCGGAAGUGGCGCGUGUUCGCGUGACUUUCUCCCUCUUUACUUUUGUACUUCAAUUAACAAUUGCCUCGUCAAUCAACAUCACGGAAGGCGCUGAGACAAGUCUUCAAAAGGACGAUAUGUACCUGAUGCUUAGAAGCCGAAAUCGUCACCAGGCGGGCUAAAUCCUUCAUGAUGACUGUAUCUCUCGCCUCUGCGGUAAUGUCAGGCGGUGAUCUGCGCAUUUGAAAGACAGAUGGAAUUAAUCGUUUGUACACGGCGAUGUAUGGCUUCAUGGCACCCCAGUUGCACUCGGAGUACUUCGUAUACCACGCAAUUCCGUCGGCAUUUGACCAGCGAUUCGCGGAAGGCAAGUAGACGCGAAUGAUGACAUCGGCUUCAGCACCCCGCUACUCCAACACCUACUCCAACAGCUCCACAACAGCUCCCAGCUCCACAAAGGAGCUCGUAAAGCAUCUCCGCUCCCUCUACUCCCCUCCGCUCACCGUGACCUUCCUUGGUACCUCCCAAUUCCCCCUCACACCACCCGCCAUGUCACAACUCCUCAAAAAGUCUCUCAAGCUCGCGCUCGUGCAACUCGCCUCAGGCGCCGACAAAACCGCCAACCUGCACAACGCGCGCACAAAAGUCCUCGAAGCCGCCCGCGCAGGCGCCAACCUUGUCGUGUUGCCCGAAUGCUUCAAUUCACCUUACGGCACAAAGUAUUUCGACACGUACGCCGAGACGCUGCAGCCGUCGCCGCCGAGCGCGUCUGCAUCGCCAACUUUCCACGCGCUGGCUCAGCUCGCUCGCGAGGCCGGCGUGUACCUGGUUGGGGGCAGCAUUCCGGAGCGCGAUCAUGCGGAUGCGAAAACGUUGUAUAAUACGUCACUGACGUUUGGGCCCGGGGGAGAUUUGAUUGCAACGCAUCGCAAGGUGCAUCUCUUCGAUAUCGAUAUCCCGGGGAAGAUCAAGUUUGUCGAGUCCGAUGUACUGUCGCCAGGGAAUAAAAUUACGAUUGUCGAUUUGCCCGAGUAUGGAAAAGUGGGCAUCGCGAUUUGCUAUGAUAUACGGUUCCCAGAGUUGGCGACAAUCGCGGCACGCAAGGGCGCGUUCCUGCUCAUCUAUCCUGGCGCUUUCAACUUGACGACCGGCGCACUUCAUUGGGAGCUCCUGGCUAGAGCGAGAGCUACGGACAAUCAGGUAUUUGUGGGACUCUGCAGCCCUGCGAGAGAUAUGAAGGCAGACUACAAUGCGUGGGGGCACAGUAUGGUGGUCGACCCCAAUGCGCAUGUGUUGCAGCAAUUAGAGGAGAAAGAGGGGAUCAUCGUGCAAGAACUACAGGCAGGAAAAAUCGAAGAGACACGAAAGGGUAUCCCCUUGUAUACACAGAGGCGGUUUGAUGUGUAUCCUGAUGUAAGCGAAGGUGGAAGGUUCAAGGAGUAGAUUAUGCGGAAAACGUGAUAAUACACCUGGCUGGUUCUGUGUCGCUAUGUAUACCACCACCAUGAUCUCAAUACGUUACAA
Boeremia exigua is the source of this 1598-nucleotide messenger RNA. RefSeq names its product nitrilase family protein-like protein. Gene Ontology annotation, cellular component: mitochondrion. Gene Ontology annotation, molecular function: omega-amidase activity. The coding region runs from base 456 to 1517 and encodes 353 amino acids. The record is from RefSeq and is a predicted model, not a curated record. NCBI's taxonomy places the organism in Eukaryota, Fungi, Ascomycota, Dothideomycetes, Pleosporales, Didymellaceae. Gene Ontology annotation, biological process: L-glutamine metabolic process; oxaloacetate metabolic process. The transcript has a single exon.